This is a messenger RNA of Erigeron canadensis, 573 nucleotides long. RefSeq lists its product as uncharacterized. The record is from RefSeq and is a predicted model, not a curated record. The transcript has 4 exons. The coding region runs from base 1 to 573 and encodes 190 amino acids. Lineage: Eukaryota; Viridiplantae; Streptophyta; Magnoliopsida; Asterales; Asteraceae.
AUGGAAGGGGAGAAUAGAUAUUUUAAACAACGAGUGAACGCCGCGGGAAAGUUAGGUUUUACCGCACUUCAAAAGUGUACAGCCGCAAUUCGACAACUAGCAUACGGCGUGGCGAGCGAUUUGCUAGACGAGUACUUGCAAAUGUCGGAAAGGACCGCACGAGAGGCGCUUGGCCAUUUUUGUAGUGGUGUAAUUCGAUUGUAUGGACGUACAUACCUACGUAGACCAACAUGGACUGAUUUUCAACGUAUAUACGAUGUGCAUGAAAGAGUUCACGGUUUUCCCGGUAUGAUUGGUAGUAUUGACUGGUCUCAUAAUGACAUUAACGUAUUCGAGUCAUCUCCUGUGCUUGAAGAUCUUAUAUCUGGUUUGGCGCCCUCAGCUUCCUUUUAUGCAAACGGUAACUUCUAUCAGAGGGGGUACUACCUAGGUGACGAGAUAUACCCCAAGUAUGCUACAUUCAUCAAGACUUUUACUGAUCCAAUUGACGAGAAGAGAAAGCUUUUUAAGAAAAAGAAAGAGUCGGCACGUAAGGGUAUAGAAAGGGCUUUCAGUGUGUUAAAAAGGAGAUGA